AUGGAGAAUGGAAAGAACCAGUAUGGACGUAAGACUUGGGAUGUGGAUGCCUAUGCCCGAAUCGCCAAGGAGAGGCGAGAAAAUAGGGGCCAUAAUGGCACGAAAAGCGGUGCCAAUGUGAUACGAAACUUAAAGAAAGAAGAUAUUUUACGUCAAGCUGUCGGGGGCAGAACUGGUGAAAGCGAAGCAGUGGAUGGUGAAAGCCAGUUUGGAGAGGACAACAGUUGGUUCACGUGCCAGGUGUGCAGACGACGAUUCAAGGAUAGUCUUAAGUUGUCCGAGCACCUUUCAAGUAGAAUGCACCGGGAGAGGCUAAAAGAACUGAAGAUAGAGACUUCUGUGGAGAGUGGCGACGACCACAACACUCCGAUCACCCUUGAUAGAGUGAAAAAGCAUUUAGCGGUUCUUGCCCAACGAAUGGCGCAGAAAUAG
This is a messenger RNA of Pichia membranifaciens NRRL Y-2026, 432 nucleotides long. RefSeq lists its product as hypothetical. The record is from RefSeq and is a predicted model, not a curated record. Gene Ontology annotation, cellular component: spliceosomal complex; U4/U6 x U5 tri-snRNP complex. The coding region runs from base 1 to 432 and encodes 143 amino acids. The transcript has a single exon. Lineage: Eukaryota; Fungi; Ascomycota; Pichiomycetes; Pichiales; Pichiaceae. Gene Ontology annotation, biological process: mRNA splicing, via spliceosome.